AGCAGUGGAGCUGUCUGACACUACGCCGCUACGCCGCUCCUGCUCUGCCUCGCUUCUCCUCUCUGCCUUUCGCCUCACACUCUGCUUUGCUGGAUAAUCAGCCACUGAGUCUGCCAAAGACAGCGACAGAGGACAGGAAGGGAGGGAGGCAGAAAGACAGAGAGCCUGUACUCUUCAUUCAGCUGCUGCAUUCUUCUGUCUUUUCCUUCGUUUUCCUUGGCUGCCAGAGUGCAGUGCAGGGAACGACUGAACGGGAGAGGGCUCCCUGAAGGAAUCUAUCCUCCCCUCUUUGCACUUCCUCCCGCUGUUCAUUCCUGGGACAGAGUGCAGAAGAGAAGAGGGAGGGACUGGGAGCGGGACUUCAGACUCUGCCUUCAGCUGCACAGCUCAGUGUCCCACCUUGCUCCAGAGACACAUGAGACAAACACACAGAGACACACGCACAUUCACAUUAGAUUAGACACGGCUCAAGCUGACCAGACUAGCAGAAAGGGGGACAGAUUGACAAAGACACACAAUAUAUAAAUACAGAGACACAGACAAGACCACAGACAGACAGACAGACAGGGGGUGUCAUGGCGUCAGUGGACAGCACCGGUUCGAGUGUCUCUGGUCGGCUGAGAUCAGGGGAUCUACUACAUGCUGGUCUGGCAGUUGCACUGCUGCUCGGUGUGUGGAGUGUUGGUGGGCUGGAGGUGUCAACAGGUAAAGUGUCUACAGUUGAAGCAAUGAAUGGCUCCACAGUUCUGCUGCCCUGCACCUACUCCUCCUGUAUUGGCAUCAAAAACCUCUACUUCAACUGGCACUAUAAUGACAAUGGAACCAUGCUCAAGUUAUGUGAAGCAGAGAUCCCUAUGGAGGGUGUGGAGCCCAAGGUCUUUGUGUUCCGUGAACGUGUGGAGUUUGUCGGCUCCUCAAAGAGCAACAACAUCUCCAUCCUGCUGUGGAACAUCACCUUUGAAGACCAAGGAGAGUACAUCUGUUUCGCCAGAAACCCAAAAGAGAAGAACCGCAACCACAGUGCUGUCUUCACUCUUAUAGUGGUGGACCAAAUGAAGGAGGUUGACAACACUUUGACAGUCAUCAUUGUCUCAGUGCUGGGUGGAGUCAUUGGCUUAGUUAUCAUUGUCAUGGUGAUAAAGGCCUUGGUUGUUCACUUCCUGCUGAAAGAUGAUGAGAAGAAUAAAGAGUGCCUGGUGAGCUCCUCAGGGAAUGACAACACAGAAAAUGGACUUUCAGGAGCCAAAGCGGACAACAAAGGGACACCAAAGGCAUGAGCAAAAUGCAAAGUAUGUCUGUAUGUUUGUAUAUAUGUUAGACAAAUGUACACGCUCAGAGAAAAUGCUGUUAACAGUGGACUGUUUUAUCUUACUAGUGGCUAACUAAUACAACAUGUAAAUGUCUCUUUUAAAUCAUGCUUGAGAUUUGGGAAGUGUGAGAUGUGCAUAGGCCUGGAUCACUCCCUCACUUACAUAGCAGCCCAUUUGUUACAGUGUACAGCCUCUGUUAUCAAAUUUUGCUUUUCAUCUUACAGAAAUUCACUUACUCUACAGAUCAGCCUCAUGUAUUACAUAUAUAUAUAUAUAUAUAUAUAUAUAUAUAUAUAUAUGUAUGUAUAAGGCUUAAUUUGGAAUGUAUAGGGCUGGUGUUAUUCACAACUUCAAUUCAAACUUGAACCCAAACAAUCCUGACCAGUGGCAACACGCACACUUUGAUAUCAUGAUGAAUUGCCAUAAUCUAUAAACUGCCAUGUCAACUGGAAAACAGCACACAACUGCUGAAAUGCUUUUUUGUAACCCUCAAAUGACACUGACAAAUGAAAACUAACAGAUAUACAUUUACUUGCUCACUAUUCUUGUGAGUAACUAGCUAAACUGCUGGCUUUCUGGAGGUCUUUAAAGCUAUGUUUUCCGGAUCUUUUUGAUCUGAUCUAACCAUUGACCUUGAUCUCUGCCAUGCCAGCCUGAACUUUAACUUCAUCAAGUUUACUGCUGGUUCCAGGUUUGACACACUGUCAGGAUGUGCUUGGUUCAUUAACGGCUAACAGCAGAUUUUGAUCAACUACUGGCAAGCUAAGGCUGACAACUGGGCUGCCUUCUUAGGUGACUAAUAGUAUCCAGUUCUGCACAGGAUUUAUUGUUUUGCUUUAGAUGAAACACAGGUGCCUGUUCUGCUUCUGCUCCCUCUGCUGGUGGGAGGAUAAAAACACAAAAAAAUUAUAAAAAUAUUACCAACCCUCACCCUCAUCAAAGACAAUCCCCAGACUACCCAGCUCCCUAUAGAAAGGAAUGAACUUAAUCAUGCUGCUUCUUACUAAUAACCAAUGCAUUUUUAGCAUGUGCCGCAUUUUAUAUAAUGUCAUAUAAGUAUAUGUUGUCAAGUACCACAGUACAGGAACCUUUAUGUGUGUCUCUGUAUGGCCCCAUUUAACCCUUCACAUCCACCUCAACUGACUGAAGCUCUGUCAAUGCCGAUAAGCACCUCCCAACACUGCUAUAACUUUUCUUACCCCUUUAACCAGGUCAGGGUGAUUGAAAGGUGACUCCUCUUUUAGAGUAAUGGCCUGCAGGUGUUUGUGGGAAAAGAAGGGUGACAUUUUACACUUACUAAACCGGAAGAACUUUUAAGUAUCUUUAAAUUUUAAUCAUCCAGUUGAAAAACUCUGCCAGAGAAGUUUAUGAGGUUGGCACUUUGUUCGCAUCAGCAGGAUAUACUGUAAGUGGGGAGAGCAACACACAUAUGCGGUUCUCCGGAUAGCAAUUCACUUUUACAUUUCCACAUUUGUAUGCAGAUUCUAACUGGCUCUGAUAACCGAAAACUUUAACAAUACAGUACACAUACAUGCAUUUUUAAUUAUGUUAAAGAGUCCAAAUACGUCCGCUGAUACAGCCUCUGUAAUACAGGUAGCACAGCAUUGGGACAGAUCACUGCAAAAGAAUGUAAAGACUCUGUCAGGGAAUAUAUGUUAAAUAUUGUCCAAAAAGUAUAUUUUAAUUCAUUACAAAAAUAAUAAACAAUGUGUUAGUGUUAUUAUAAAAUGAAUGUGUGAAUAUCUUAAUAGGCCAGUAGGUAAUUUUUCUUUGCCAACAGUCUUGGUCUCUGCACCUCUACAACCAGCCAAUACUUUCAGUGUUUCACUCAGUUCAGAGUUCAGAUCAACCAACAACUACUUCCUGUGACUGUAUUUAAAAACAUAAGGCGCUGAAGAUUAUAAGAUGUUUAUUGUGAGUUUCUAAAUAGUACUAGUGUCUUAGCACUAAAAACUUAACUAUUCAAGAGUUUGGUGGGAGCUGAGAGUUGUUGGGAGUAAAUUGACAAAUAUAUAUAGUAUUAUAGUAUAGUACUAUAUAUACUAUAUAUAGAGUAAAUUUAAACAGUAAUCACAUUUUGUUCAAGAAAAGAAAAAGUCAACAAAGUCUUUAUAAUAUCACGUCUGUACUUAAUCCUGUGAUAAAUCAACAGGGAUGAACUUAGUGCUAAAAUAUCCACUGGAGACUAGAACCUUUCUAUGUGACUCUCAGUAUUAGAGGUCACUUCUGUGAAGCUGGCAGACAUGAUCUGCCACACCCGUAUACAUAGCUUGAAUAGCUAUGACAGCUGAAAGCUACUCACAAACAUACGCACACACAUAUAUGCCUACACGUGUAACUCAGAUACCAAGAGUCACUUUGAUACCAGAGAGUAGUAUACUGGCCUUGCAUACAAACAAUACAGCACUUUACCACUGUUCAGAGUGGCUGCACAAAACAGCAAAUCAUGGGAAAGAUUUCACAGUCAUCGUUCUUUUAUAAUAUAUUACGAGAGUUAACAAAAAACAACAUUUUCAAAUUGUGUUUGUCAUGUUCGACUGAGCACCUGACAAAAGCAUUAUGUCAAAAUGGUUUUAGCAUUGUCUGACUACAUGUUAUCUCACUGGAAUAGAGCUCUAUGGGAAGAUUUUAUCUUAUUUUUCUAACUGUUCACUUCUGUCAGCCUGCUGCCCUCUAGUACUGGAGUGCAUUUCCCUUCUUGCUUUCAAUGGAAGCAAUAUGACAGACAUCAGAUUAUGCAAUAAACUGUUAUAAGGCACUUUAGAUGUGUCUGGACUGGCUGUGAUGGCAACUCUGUCUGUCCAAGGCACUGUUCAUUGUACGGUUGUAUUUAUCUACACUGGAGUAAUGUAUCUCAGUUGGAUCGACAUUAGGUUCAUAUAUCUACAUUAGACAGAUUUAACGGCAUUGGAUCAAUCUAUAUCAGAUCCCAUUUACACUUGGCAUAAAAUUCCCUGAGCAGAUGGAAGAUACAUCAAGACGAGCUAGAGCUUCAGGCUACAUUAUAAAACACCUCUGACUCCCUUGUAUUGACCGAGGACAACUCUACAGUCAAUUUCUGAUAACCUAUGUCUGUAAUGGAAUGUUCAUAUUCAUCCUAAUACGAAAAAACCUAAAUUAUGUGACCAAAUACACAAAAAUCAAGUAGGCUAAAAGACCACUGACAAAACUCAAAACAGCUGCUCAUGGGAAAUUUAUGAAAAUAGUCCUAAUGUUCUUGUGUCUAUAUUGGCCCAUGUGCACCUAGUUGUUUCAUGAAACUUAUAUCCAGAGUACAUUCUGAUAUAGUAUGUAACCAUACUACAUCACAGCACAGUAAAUACAGUAUGACUGCCACCUAGUGGUAAAUGCAUCAAAUAAUAAUCUCUAGCAGAAGCUGAUGAGACACCAUGUGCUUAUUGAAUUUUUAUAAAGACUAUAAAGGGUUGCAUAAUGGAAAACAGUGUCAAUUACAACUAAAAUUAUAAUCUUAUGCAACUGAGUGACAAAAAUAUUGCAACCCUUUUCACGUCUAAAUUUCUGCUGGGUUCCAAAGAACCUGACUGAAAUCUGACUGCUGUUUGCCACCUAUAAAAUGCCAUUCAAGACAAACAAUGUCCUGUGUCCCUCUCGGCACUUGUGAUUUACAAUUUCAUGGUUUGCAUUCUUAUUUGAUGGACUGAUAGGACUUUUAGUUGCCAUGAAUGGCUUGGAGAGACAUAUGGAUUUACUUGAAAACAAUUUGAAUAAAAUGUGUCUCAGACAACAUCCUGAAUUGGUUCAGGUAAUUAGAUUUCAUCAAGUAUAGAGAUAGAAUGCAGAUGCUUAAGAAGCAUGAAACAACACAGGUUAAAAUGGGCCACAUGUUGGUGUCAAAUGUUGCCCAUUGGACAAUUUAAGUGUAUUUCAAUUGGAAUUUUAUUGGUAGGUAUAAAUGGGAUCAAGGCUGAUCAAUGUUCAUAGAACUGAGGUAAUAUCUGAUAUGUGAUGUACUACUGUGAGUGAAACCUGUAAUAGCUACUAACAUUGUAACUGUGCAGGGUUAGAAGUGAUACAGUAUCCUUGUUGUGUUGUAAAACUGUGAAUGUUAUGAAUAUGGAAGGAAGCACUACACACACACACACACACACACACACACACACACACACACACACACACACACACACACACAUACACUUGCUUCCUCGUCUAACCAGUCAUGUGCAAAUCCCUCUGUAAAGAGGGUAUAUAUGUACAUCCAAAGUCUUCCUGUAGGGAAAAGCAAUACUGUGGAGUUGAUCUGUCUGUUACUGUACUUUUCUUCCUCCAUACCUUUAACCCUGAUAUAGCAUAGCAAAUAGGUGGUUUCAUGUAGGGAUUGUGAUGCAUAACAUGUAUAUUUGUGAGUUCCCAUUCAUUGGUCCCCAUUUUUGUCUGUAAUCCCUAACCAGAUUUUUCUGUUUUUCUGGAGUGAGGCCCAUUAACCCUGCCUUACAGUUUCAGGAGAUUCUUUCUGAUCUAUGACUUGCUCUUACUGUAUGGAUUUAUUUCCCUUAAGUAAAACUAUUGACAAAGUGACAAAAAAAACACCAUAUCAAAAGGCAUGUGAGGAGGGCAUAAGAGUGAUGUUCUGUUUUAAUGAAGGCCAGGUACAGUAUCUAUGUGACAAAUAGGAUAAUUUUACCUGAGUUCAUGUAUGAAUGCAGUCUAGAUCCAGUUGUGGAAGGGCUGCCUUCUUAACCCCAUCAAAUUGUACUGGGUUAUGAAACCACCAAAAGCAAUGGCUGUUUUAACUUUUAAAAUAUGAUUUUUGUUUUCUCCCCACUACAUUCUGACCUGCAUGUCUUUCUCCAAGAAAUCUUUGCCCUGAACCGAACAUGAGUUUUGAUGUCAGCCAACUGCUUGCAGUGAUUGCUGCAGUACUGAGUCUGCCCUGAACAGUGUCGAAUUUUCCUCUGCAGGGAUGCAGUACAGCACAGUAAUACAGAAUGACUGCCACCCAGUGGUGAAUGACAAACACAUCAAAUAAUCUUACAUCUAGCAGAAGCUGAUGAGACAUACAACAUGUGCUUAUUGCAGUUUAAUUCAGACUUUAAGGGUUGCAUAAUGAAAAAAACAGUGUCAGUUACAACUAAAGCUAAAACUAUAAUUUUAUGUAACUGAGUGAUAAAAUCAUUGCAACAGUUUUCACACAUCAAUGUAUGACUAUAAAUAGUAUUGAAACUGAUGCUGAUCGCUUUACAUAUAACUACUAGUUUAUAAAUAUGCAUAAUUUAAUCCUUGUGCCCAUUUGGUGUUUUAACUACAUUUAAUACGGGGUGAACCACAAUGCAUAAGUUUACACAGAAUCUAUUAGGAAAAGGAUACAUGAAACAAUUUGUAGAAACAUGGAUUCUUCAAGAAAUGGCUCCUAGUUGACAGCUAUAGUGAGCUUAAAGAGUCACAGAUAGUCGCAUUUUUCACAAAAAUAACAAAGUGUUGAGAGUUCUGACUGACCACUAUGAUUCCUUAGAGUUAGUAUUGCUCUUACUGCCAGAGCGGCUGAAACUCAUACUGCCAGUCCAAGAGUCUCAUGUCUGCUGUUGUUAUGACACUAUUACAAUGACACUCAACUCACUUUGUACACUUACACUAUUAAAACAUAUUGUAUUACGGUCUUCAGCUGUAUUGAUGGCAUUUCAGUACUAAAUUGUAUAUGAUAUUGCUCUAUACUACUUAUGUAUUUCUAGCAGCUGAAACUCACACUGCCAAGCCAAGAGUCUGACGUCUGCUCUCUGCUUCCCACAUUCCACACAGAUCAAAAGAUCAAACCACUGAUCUAAUGUUGGUUUAGUUGAGCAAAAAGGUUAAUUUUACUACAAUCCUGAUGCAAGACAGUUAUACAUAAAUGAGAUUAAAUAGGAGCAAUAUGUUCUUAUUUUGGCUCAAAUGCAAUUGUUUCCAUUGUGAGAAUUUUGAGAUAGCUAACAAAAUGGUGAAAACAAAUUAUUGUUAGCAAUGCCAAACUAUGAUGCAUAUUGUGACAUAUUGUGUGUCAAUAUUACAUCACAAGCCUAGCAAACUGCCUCCUCUAACUCUUAAAAGAGAUUAUUUUACAGACCAAGGCUAGCUAGCUACAGAUUUGAAUUAUAAGCACAGACUGACACUGACCUCUCCACCUUUUCUCACUGCAGUCCUGCAUUUGAACAAUUUCAACAAUAUUUUUUACGCAUCUAGCAUCUGAAAAUGUAAUUAUAUCUUAACCCAAAUAACAAAUUCAUAUCUACACAUCUUAUCUUACGCUAUAUAACUCCACUAAUGGUACACAAAUAAUAGUACUUUAUAGUAGGUUGAAAUCUUGCAGCAAAUUCCUAUACUUUGCUUUCAUCAGUACAGUCCAUUCAACACACUCACACACACAAAACAAAUCUGCAACCCCAGGUUUCCUGGAUCAACUUUUCUCUGAAUGUUCAGCUGUUUGUCUGUGUUGUGACCAUGUUGCUCAUGCUCCCUUCAUGACUAUGCACCUCAAACUUUUGACUUGUUAAAAAAAUACAUACUGAAAAUAAAAUGUUGAUUCCCA
Molecule: messenger RNA, 7830 nt
Organism: Seriola dumerili (greater amberjack)
Lineage: Eukaryota; Metazoa; Chordata; Actinopteri; Carangiformes; Carangidae
Product: sodium channel subunit beta-4-like
Exons: 5
Coding region: 576-1277 (233 amino acids)
Biological process (GO): cardiac muscle cell action potential involved in contraction; regulation of ventricular cardiac muscle cell membrane repolarization; regulation of sodium ion transmembrane transporter activity
Cellular component (GO): membrane; voltage-gated sodium channel complex
Molecular function (GO): sodium channel regulator activity; transmembrane transporter binding
Source: RefSeq, a predicted model, not a curated record